Molecule: messenger RNA, 421 nt
Organism: Phytomonas sp. EM1
Lineage: Eukaryota; Euglenozoa; Kinetoplastea; Trypanosomatida; Trypanosomatidae
Source: the annotation of a GenBank genome assembly
GUGUAUUUCCUACGCUUAAUAUUUUCUUUGAAAAGCAUUAGAUUUAGCAAAAUUAUAGAUGUCUCUAGAUGAUUUUGGAUCACAGAUUCAGAGCUUCAUCGUUAGGUUAAUUGAGGAAGAUCUAUGGUUUAAUGAAGACGCCAUCGCUUGUACUGAAGAUGAAAGUAUGGACUAUUUAAGGAAAGAAGUAUUUCCUACAUUGAUUCCUGCAUUGCAUGCAUUGCUUAGCAAAGUGCAAAAGACAAACGGUGACGCGUUUAACCAGUGUGCUGGAGAUGCCAGUCCAUGCACCUGGAUUGCGCAUUAUCUGCUUCGGAAUAACAUUUCACAAACUUCAAAAUUAGUAGGUCAUCCAUAUAACGUCAUUAAUACUCGAAGAAUCAACGAAAAAAGACCUUUGUUUACGGUCCGAAAACCCUGA